GUUUGUCUGACUUGUCUAAAUUUUUUAUGCUGUCGUCAUAGUAUCGGAACCAUGACAUUUGAUACAUUGGGGCUUUCUCAUCAAUGAUGAGAAAUAGCAACCAAAGUCGAAUUGAUUUCGUUAUAAGUGUUUUUCUUGUUCUUUACAUGUUUGACAAUUAUGCACAAUGUACCCUUUGGCUGGCAGCAAGAGCACGGUGUCCCCUCUCUCCUUACUUUGUGCAACGCAAAAUUCACCAAAAUGAUGCAAAUCUACGUCAUUUACCUUUUAACUCCGGGCUUUGUAACCAACAGGGCCGGUCCGACACUCACUGUUCAAACUCAGCUGAUGUGCGUGCAUUUCCAACCCCCCCAAAAGGUGAAUAAGCCACUCUUUCGAAUCUCCCGACUGACACUCAGGUCAGACAACGAUGGUCCACGAUUUCGACGCGAUAUGGAAAGAUAUUAUACAGUGGCAAGGCGACAUUCAUAAGCAAGAUGACGCCCUCAAAAGAAAAAAACCGAUUCGUACCCAAAAUCUGCCUCCAGUAAGACGAUUCACGGAGCUGAUCAUGGACGAAGGUCUCAAACCAGUGGGGCUUGAAACUCUUCAACAUUCUCCAAAAGCUACUUCAACCACCGAGGCAAUGGCAGCCUCAUCUGCGAAAUCAACAGGAACACCCGCAAAACGUGCUCAAGAGGAAAAAGAAAAGGGAAAUGCUUUUUUUCAAAGAAAGGAAUAUACCAAGGCCAUUGUUCAUUACAGUCAGGCCAUUGAUUUGGAUCCGUCCGUGGCUGUGUACUUCGUAAACCGCGCCAUGGCCUAUCUUAAAUUAAAUAGAUAUUUGGAAGCGGAACGCGAUUGUACACGUGGUCUUCAAUUGCAGCCAAAAAACGUGAAAGCACUAUGGCGCCGUGGUAUUGCGUUGCGCGAACUCGGCCGUGUGGAAGAAGCGCGGAAAGAUUUUGAAGUCGCUUUGGCGCUGGAACCGGGAAACCAGGCUGUCAAAGAAGAACUUGGCAAGCUACCGCCGCUGAAAUCAUCCGGGAAGACAUCAGCUACCGGAACCACCGUGUCGAAAGAGAUCAAGAUGCAAGAGCAGGCUGUGGAACCCACGGCAGCCACACGAAAACAGCUCCCUAUCAAAGUGCUUGAUGAAGCAUACGUACCUGGCCAGUCAGGUAUCACAGAAACAACCGAGUCAAGGAAAAAAACAAACGAGGGCAACGACAUUGAAAAGCAAGCAAUUGCACCUGCGACGAGCAAGUUCCCUGUAAAAGAAUUGACCAAAGAAAAACCAACACCAGCAAAGCCGUCUGCUGCACCAGCUGCCACAACAUUGCCCAUUGCAUCUCCCGAGAAAUCCUUGCCAAGCAAGGUGACAUCCACAGGACCAUCUGGCUGGAAACCCGUGUGUCCAGCCACUAGUUUCGAAUUUCAGAGAGAUUGGAAGACGUGUAAAUAUCGAGGGGACGAAGCCUUGUAUCAAUACUUGCAGUGUAUACCACCGUCGUCUUAUUCAAAGACCUUUGGCUCCUCACUGGAAUCCGAUCAGUUUGAAAAGAUACUUGAUAUUUUAGACCGUUUCUACACUCGAGAGAAAAGCGCCUCCGAUAUUUUUGAAGUGCUGCAGGGUUUGAGCCGAGUUCGACGGGUUGAUAUGCUGGUAAUGUUUUUGCCCCCAUCCCAAACCAAAGGUAAGCGAGGCAUAGCCAUCCAACCAAAAGCAUACGUGGUGACUAAGCGAGACGUUCAAUAGUGUUGGCACGCUUACUUGAGGGUGUAAGUGGACAAGUGGAUAAAGACCAAUUGGCUGCAGUCGCCAAGCCAUUCGGUGUGCGAGUCUAAGAUAGCUGUGUAUCGGACAUUGGAAAUAAAAAGAAAAGUGAAAGUUUUUGCAUAUGGCCGAUCUUU
Radiomyces spectabilis is the source of this 1893-nucleotide messenger RNA. RefSeq lists its product as uncharacterized. Gene Ontology annotation, molecular function: protein binding. The transcript is spliced from 8 exons. NCBI's taxonomy places the organism in Eukaryota, Fungi, Mucoromycota, Mucoromycetes, Mucorales, Radiomycetaceae. Bases 410 to 1738 code for a protein of 442 amino acids. The record is from RefSeq and is a predicted model, not a curated record.